AUGGCAACGAGGUCCAGAAUUCUUCGAUUACCUGAACAUGAAUGGCCAGCGGAUUCAUCAACUGUUGAGAACGGUGAAGUUGAACAGGAAAUUCGAAAGAAUCAGAAAGUGUUACUGUGAAGGAAACUCGAGAUCCACGUAAACGUGUUGAGUUCGUUCAGAGAUUACUAGAUGAUUUUUGGAAAUUUUGGCAAAGAGAUGUUUUCCCAGCGUCAGUUCCCCGUAAAAAGUGGAAUGCAGAUAGAAGAAACGUUCGUGUCAACGAUGUUGUAGUGAUUGAAAACGCGAAUGCAGUGCGAGGAAGCUGGACAAUUGGCAAAGUUAUAAACGUGUUUUCUGGCAAAGACGGUAAGGUUCGAAGCAUCAGAGUGAAGACAUGUUCUGGAGAAUAUGAGAGACCUGUAAGUAGAAUUGCUGUUAUUUAUCCAGAAGAAGGUUAGAAAGAGAACUAGAACUAUGAUUAUUUAGUGUGAGAAUUACAUUCUCAUCGGGGCGGAGAGUGUAUUGAUAUUUUGUUGACGUUAGAUAAAAUAAGUAAUAUUAGUUAAAAUAAGUUAAUUAGUUAACAAUAAACAAUGGAUAUGAUUGACAGUUUGCAUGUUUCAUGAGUCGAAAAUAUCAUAAGGACAAGCCGUGUGCUUAGUAAAAGAUACGAAGCAAAUGUAGAAUAAAAUCUGUUAAACCGCCAAGAAGUAAGUUUAUAUUUGUGUAUUAGAGUAUGUAUAGUGUAGAAUUAGAAGAAAUUUGUAAUUGUAAUUCAAUUUAUAGAUCGAAUAAAAACAGUGUAAACAAUAUACGAUUUGACGGGCAAUGUAUUCAUUUGAUCGGAUCAGGCUGGAUACCCUCCAAGGUAUCCAAAUACCUCAUUAAGUUACUAUUCUUAGUAACAUUUGAAUCGCGGACCGUAUCAGAACACCACAGACGCAUUGAAAACAUUUUCCUGAUCGGGUUAUGUAACCUUGGGUUAUGCCUUCGGAAAGCUCUCGGCUCAUCUUCAUCGAAAAGAAUUCAAUGCUUUAAAAACACGGCUAAUGUUACAUUUAGAGCUGUAAAUUUCAAAUUUGCGAAAGAAUUUGCCCUCCUUUAUCUUAGUAAACUCAAAUUUUCACUAUUUUUUGUAAACAGAAAUGAAUUGCGUGAAAAUAUAUUAAUGGUGAAUUUUCCCCCAAAACUAUUUUACUAUCCAUAAUCGAGGGAAUCUGACCGUAUCUUGAGCUACACUCGAUACUCCCUGGAUCUGCCCCUGCAAUAACAGUCGCAAUUGUCAAAAUAAGUCCAAUAUGCGACGUUGCGAUCGCAAAUGUGUACUUUCUGUUAUUUUGCGACACUUAAGCGUCAAUAUUUUCGCGACAAAAUAUGUUAUUUUUUUACCGCAUCUUUCGACGUCACAGUUGAAGCAAAUGCAUCACCUACGUCACGUUAGAUUCGAUUGGCAUCAAUCUCGUUCCCGAGCCUGUGAAUUUGCGAUCCUCGGGAAGGAACGCGAGGCUGUGGGAUAAUCCGUUGCCGGAAGCCAGGAAUCCUGGCUAGGACUGAACUGCGCAUUCCAUAUCAACGGCCAAUCAGAUUCCUCCCUGAAAUGGAUUAUCCCAGAGUCUCACGUUCCUUUCUGAAAAUCGCAGUCCCGGGGAACGAGAUUGGAUUGGCAUCCAUUUUGCAUCAGUGAAUGCAUCGGUCCCAAGUCCUUUUCCGCGUGAAAUCUAACGUUACAUCAUCAAAUCUAUUGUUUUAGAGCCCUACGUUACGUUAGAUUUGGCCACUGAGCGAUGCAUCGCAUGUAGAUUGUGGGCGCUCGCAAAUUGCAAAUUCAAAUCUACUGUGAGGUAACGAGGCAUUCGAUUCAAGUCAUGGCGGUAAGGAUCUGCAAAUGAGACUAUUAUUCCCGAUUAAUCUGAUCCUUUGCGAAGAGAAAUCCCUCGAAAUUGACGAAGAACAAAUAAUUUACAGUCGAACCAAUAACUACCAAGAGGAAAAAUGGAAGGGAUCUUAUGCCCACUAUGUUAUGUGAAACUCGAUCAAACAGAGGGCUCUAAUUAAUUAUUAAAGUAUUAAAGUUAAAUUUCUCUAUAUUUUUACAUUGUAGUAAAUUGUUCAUUUCAGGAAGUGUAUAAAGUGGAAAAUGGGGUCCACAAUUAAUAUAUAGAUUUGUAUGUAAUAACAAAAUAAUUACAGUUUGUAUCUAUUACUGUUAUCGCUCUAUAUUCUAGAAAGACCAGAAAAAUGUUAGUGGUUUGGUGGGGGGGGGGGGAGUUUGACAUUUUACAGAGAUUUGCUUGUCUGGAGGCAAACCAGCCCAAAUACUAAACUUGACAGCUUGCUUUACUGAGGCAAAUUUCAUCUCAAUUAGUGAUUGUAUAUAUAACUAUAUUUAGCUUGUUGUUAUUAUUUGAAAUUGACAUUUCUUCUGGCACAUUUUGAUUGGAUACCAAAAAUAAAACUAUACUGUGGGUGGAAAGUAACUCUGAAUGGAUCAAGACUUGCAUCAGUCUCUGCAUGUAAUUACAGAGCAUAAUUGCAUGUUAAUGAGAUUUCUAAUAGUGAUGCAACAUUGGUUAGAACUUAGAAAACUAAGGGGGAGUUUACAUGAAAGGUAAUUGUUUCAAGUUGCAACUUCCAGUGGUAUCUCCUAUUUCAUUUUAUUUUAUAUGGAAAUGAGCAGGCAUGCCUUGUGACAGGGGUCUUGCUUGACAUUGCCUGAGUUAUUGAACAAUAACCGUGCACUAGCUGGAUAUUUUGCAAACAAAGAUGAUUACCUGGGCUUGCUCGCCUACCAUAGUUGAGUGCAUGUUUAUAUGCUUUGUCUGUGCAAAUAUAAUUCGAUAUAAGCUGUAUAUGUGAUUAGAAUGAUAAAAUGAUGGAUGGUAUAAAUACUGUAUCUGUAACUGGUGUAUACAGUCAUGUUAUAAUUAUGAAAUUUGCUUACAAAAGUGGGAUAGUUUGGAAAAUAUAUUUAAUUAAAUUAUAUAUUUGUAGUGCUAAUUAUCCCAGUAUUAAAAACACUGUACCAUCACAACAACCAUCUAUUUACAUGGUACUUCAUAUAAACGCAAAAACACAGACACGUAAUAGGAAUCCAUUAUACACUUCGUUAUUUAUUUUGAUCGAUUUGUUUUUGUUGUUUCAGGCGCUGCUUGCUUCUUUGUGAAACAUGUACAGACAGGGAUGUGUAUAAAUGACACAAGACUACUACAAUCGGAGGAGACUUGGGGAAAGUUAUCUUUUGUGGAACUUUCCAAUAACUGUCUGGAUCCAGAUGCACAGUUUCGAUUUCGUGAUACUGGUGCCAUGUUCAAUUUGAAAAAAAAGGGAUGUUUCGAGGCAACAUUUAGGGGUGGCUUUGGUUAUUAUCUUGAUAUGUUGUAUAUGUUCGUUGCUACAGAUCCUUCAAAUAAUUGUGUUCAGAAACAUGCUGUAACCCAGACCUCUUGGGGAGGUUUAUCUGUAUAUUAUAAAGGCUAUGAUAAGAGCACAUUUCAGACGUGGUGUGUAGUUCCUUCAACAAAUUGCGGAAUUGAAAAUCAAGGAAUAGAUCUCUACGUCGGAUUAACGACAAAUUGUAACGAUGCAGAGGAUAAACGUUUUAAUUUUGGUAAGUUUGGUGUUAUUUGUACGCAUGCAGUCAAUUUGUUUGAUGUCUUUCCACAUAAAAAGUUGACUACUUAUUCCUUAUAGGCUACUUGUGGUUUUGCAGUCUGCUUUUCAUAUUUACUUUAAAGCUGUCACCCAUGGUGCACCAUUGCCGCUAAGCCAGCCUAGAGGCUAGACGUAAACCAUUUGUAUUAAGACCUAUCUGCAUGUAUGUACAUAGUAAAAGGUUUAUACCUUCUUCAUAAACAUAUAAGAAUGAUUCAAUUACCUCUUGAAUAUGAGCAAUCGUGAACUGCUGACGUCUUAACUUUGUCCACAAAAGCAAAAACUCUAUAGUUGUUCCAAAUAUUUCAUAUAAUACUAGUACUGAAUUUCUUUGAAAAACCUUUCGCGUUUACAUCGCGCUAUGGCGUUCAAAAAAUUUCUUGCCGUACUUUAUGUUGUCAUUUAAUGCUCGUCAUUUCUAAAUUUUUGUUCUCUUCCAGGUUCAGUGACGUGUCAUGGAAAUAUGGUAAAGAAUGCCAACUGUCCUAAAGAUCAGUACAUGGUGGUCAAGAAUGCAUCGUACCGUGGAUUGCCUGCCACACAAACAUGUGGUUUGAGUGAUGAUUAUAUUUGUGAACUCAAUGCAACGUGUCUUGUUAAGAAACAAUGUGAUGGUCAACAUGAGUGUAAUAUGACUGUGGAUGACAACUUGUUCUCUGGUGGACCAUGUUCUGGAUUGACAAAAUAUCUUUACUUUGAAUAUCAAUGUGUUAAUACAUCAACACCUUUAAAAGAGAUGUGUGGUAUGUAUGGAUAAUGACAUGCAGUUUAGAUGCGAUAGUAACCAAUGGCGAUGAAAAGCUAGCAUAUAGCGCUUAAUAAUGGUCAUAGAUAGACAAAAAAUAAGAAAAUUUAAAGCUAUUCCCUAAUUUUCGUUCGGAAUAUAAUUUUGUUCGGUCUUUGUAUGGCCGUCAUACAUGAAACUAUUUUUCAUGCUAUUAGAACGAGGCUUUGGUAAACAAAGAUCAGUUGAAAUGUCCCGAAGGUGAUGAUAGUUUACUUUUCUCAUAUUGAUAUGAUAUAUAGAUUUUUGAGCGAUUUGGGACCCAUUUUAUUUAAUAUACUUCAUACAUCAUUUUGCUUUAGCCUUCUUUCUUUCUGUUUUGAGUGGUUCACAACCCAAGUCACACAAAGAAAUAGAAUGAAUUACGUCACUGCUCACAUUCAACAUUAUUCUAGCACGUCUAUUUUUGCAGCGUGGCUGCAUGCAUGGUUCUGCUAGGGGAGUUCCCAUUUUAUGUGGAAUUUGAACAACUCUUGCACGGAAUGGUGAUAUUUCGGAUAUUAUCGUAACCAUGGCUAAGAUUCAGCAGAAUUGUCACGCAUUAUUAUACCAACCAUUCCUCCUCCCCAUACACCUAUAACUAGUAAAGGGUUAUUAACCGAGAGCGAGGUCUGUACGGGAAAGUAUUUGCCUAAGGUUUUCGUACAGACCGAGCGACGAAUGAACGAGGUCUGUGCGGAUAAACCGAAGGCAAAUACUUUCCCGUACAGACCGAGCAAAACGAGGUUAAUAAACCGUUUAUUAUAUGGUUUCAUAUAUUUGUUUGAACGCUAUAAAGAUAUUUUUGAGCUAUGUUUUAUUUGCAAGUUUUCUUCGUUUAGCAGGGCCGUAGGAAGCUCUUUUCGAUUGGGGGGGCUGAAAGCGAGGGCCGAAGGCCCGAGGAAAUUUUUAAAUUUAGAGUCUCUAAAAUGCCAUUUCCUGGACUUUGGGGGAAGAUUUAACAGAAUUCUGAUAGUCCGAAAACAGCGUUUUAGUAUGUCGAAAUUUACAGGAAAGUAUGGGCCAGACUGUAGUAUUAUAAAUGCGCGGCGGGAAUUUUCGUCGUAAAUGGCAGUUGCGCGGAAAUGAAGGCAGAACAUUUGAGAAAAUUUCGAAAAUCUGGAGUCUCUAGAUGGUCUGAAAUGGCAUUUUCAGAGUUUUCUUUCGCAAGACCCAACACGCAAAAGACAAAAUAAAUCAUUAGUUCAUCAAAAAUGUGCAGAUUUUGUGGGAUUUUCUUGAAAAUGCGCGACAGAAAUUCAGCUAAAAUUUCUACGCGAGGAACGAUCUGGAGUAUGAGUAAUAUCUUCAUUCUUUGCAGUUUGUCACAGAUUAAAUGAUAAAGUUUGCAUGAUUUUGAAAAAAGAAUGAUUAUUAGCAAAUUAUUGGGGGGGGGCUGCAGCCCCCCCAGCCCCCCCGGUUGCUACGGCCCUGUUUAGAUUUGGUUUCGUCACCGAAUAUUGUUUACGGAAAAGCAUGUCUAACAAUCGUUUUAGAACUACUUUUUCGGUAACCCCCACCCCCAGAAAAAAUGCUUAUAAACUUAGUUUAUAUGAUAUUUGUUUAGAAUAUGGUAUUAAAGACGUUAAAUUCAUCUUUAUUUAUUUUUUGAAACAAGUAAACAAAUCAAAAAAAUUUCCCGCCAAAACUUACGGUUGCCAGUAUAAAGAGUUCAAAUGGCUUGUUUUCUUAGCUUUUUCGAUGAAAUUUGUGUUGGCACAACUACUUAUUAAUAUUUCCAAGACUUCUUAUUCUUAAAAAUGAUCCAAGUAUACUUUUUCUUCACAUAACGACCUUAUAAACGUGUAAAAAGUUUCAAAUUCGAGCCUGUCAAAUUGACAUAGGGGGUGGGAAAGGGGGGGGGGGUAUGAAUCACGUUUCACAACGUAAAAACAUGCCGUUUCACCAUUCACGUGUCUUAAAAAAGCAAUUUCACGGAAAACUAGAUUCUAAUAAAAUGAUAUAAUAAUAAUAGGUUUAUUAAGAGUAUGUUUAAUGCAUGGUACAACCUGUCAGUUAAAAACUACAUCAUAACUUAGAAGUUGGAGUGACGAGUAUGUUUGACGACCUACGAAAAGCCUCCGAAGUUUUUACUCUUGUGCAAUCGAGUGAGAUCAUAUAAAUUGAUUAUCGCGUAUCAUGUCUAUUAUGACUAAUAUAAAAUAGAUCGAAAUAAACAAAGUAAAAUCGCAGUUCACGAAAACAGACAUCCUUAAUUCUCAUUUGACAGAGCAUUUUUAUCGACAAUCACGCCUCACGGCUGUAGAACAAAUCACAUUUCACGACACUAAAAUCAAGCAUUUCACAUUUCACGCAAACAAAUAUUGACCAUUCACGACUCACGAAAACCCUUUCUCACCCUCGACAUACGGUCCACGGUCCAGAUACGCAUUUUACGGACCGCACGUCGACCAAUCAGAAUCCAGGAAUCUGAAAAGCCAUAUAAUAAUAUAUUUUAUUUUAUAAGAAACAGAUUACCUUAUUAUCUGAUUUGAUUUUUAGCUCCAGAAGGUCCUCCACUGAAUGUCAAAGUGACUGGAGAAAGCUCAUCAUCAUUGUUUGUUACAUGGGAACCUCCUGAAAAGAACAAAAGAAAUGGUAUUAUCGCCAGUUAUACUGUGUGUAUCUCACACGAAGAAAGUAAACCUUGUUUUAGGGAAUACACUACAAAGAAAAAGAUGAUAGUCAUCGACAAUUUGAUUGCCUCAACCAAAUAUUAUGUUCGUGUUCUUGCAAGUACUAAAGGUGGGCGUGGAAUCUACAGUGAAAGUGAAGGGAAAAUUGUCAAUGGAAGUAAGUGUCGCCUUGCAUCUAGACGUAAUGCGAUCUUUAUAAACAUGCAGCUUGUAGUUUAUCAUGUUUUAUCAAAUCUACAUAUUUUCAUAUAGAACAACCAGAGGUGUCCACAAGUGGAACAGUAUAUACACUGACUUUUUCCUUGCGAAUUCCAUCACGAAAUUUCACGUAAGUCGAUAAGGUUCGAAAACUCGCCAAACAGAAAUAUUGUAUCUUGCAAUAACGACCUGAACAGGACGUUGAAACCUGUUCUGUGAAUUUACCUUGUGCAUUUUAUCACAGACAAAUUUGUUUGUAGGCAUUUCUACGUCGUGGCUCUGAAAUUGAAAGACGGAGAAAAAGUUCAAUCCCCAGAUAGUUAUAAAAAUAAUGAUUUGGUGACGUACGCUGAGGCAGAAAAAUCAACCAACCCGAAACCUUAUAUCGCUGCAAUAGUGACAUCAAAGGAUGAAAACAAGUUUGUGCUUGGUGAUGGCAGAAAUACAAGUGAUCCAACAUCACGAAGACGUAUAUUAACCUCGAGUGAUUACUAUAAUGGUCCGCUGGAGCCUGGCACUAGUUACAGUAUUUUUCAAAGGAUUGUGCUCAAUGACAAG
Paramuricea clavata is the source of this 7788-nucleotide messenger RNA. NCBI's taxonomy places the organism in Eukaryota, Metazoa, Cnidaria, Anthozoa, Malacalcyonacea, Plexauridae. The record is from the annotation of a GenBank genome assembly.